AUGGUGGAGGAUGAAGGAAGGAAUCAGAAACACAUGAAGCAUAACGUGCUUAUGAGUUUUCUUGUGUUGUUGGGUGCGUAGCGCGUGUCACUCCUACUACUGCAAUCAAUCUGCAUACUCCAUCAUCAUCAUCAUCAUCCAACUCCAGCUUCAAAUUCCCCUUGUUCCUUUUCCUCUACGUUUCCCUUCCAUCACUGCAAUGCCACCUCCAUUCACGGCUUCUUUGUUUAUUUAAAUGGGGUGGAUGGAAUUUAUGGAGGCUAGUUAGAAAAGAUAAGUGGUAACUUGUGAAAAUUAAAAAGAACAUGGCUCCGGCUAGCAAGGCUGAGAAGAAGGCAGCAGUGGAUGCAGCUGCAUGGAUGUUCAACGUUGUCACCUCUGUUGGAAUUAUAAUUGUAAACAAAGCUUUGAUGGCUACAUAUGGCUUCAGUUUUGCUACAACAUUAACAGGUCUUCAUUUCGUUACCACAACUUUGAUGACUGGCGUUUUAAGGAUGCUCGGAUAUGUCCAGCCAUCUCAUUUACCCUUGUCUGAACUUUUGAAGUUUGUUGUCUUCGCUAACUUCUCUAUCGUUGGAAUGAAUGUCAGUCUAAUGUGGAAUUCAGUUGGAUUCUAUCAAAUUGCUAAGUUGAGUAUGAUCCCUGUAUCUUGCCUGUUGGAAGUUGUUCUAGACAAGAUUCGGUAUUCAAGAGACACAAAACUGAGCAUAGGUGUAGUUCUUUUGGGCGUUGGUGUUUGCACUGUUACUGAUGUGAGUGUUAACACAAAAGGUUUUAUUGCUGCCUUAAUAGCAGUAUGGAGCACUGCUCUGCAACAAUAUUAUGUUCAUUAUCUUCAACGAAAGUAUUCACUAAGCUCAUUCAACCUUUUGGGGCACACAGCGCCUGCUCAGGCUGGAUCACUACUGUUAGUGGGCCCGUUUCUAGACUAUUGGUUGACAAACUACAGAGUCGAUCAAUAUGCUUAUGACGCAUACUCACUGAUGUUCAUAAUUCUGUCAUGCACCAUUGCAGUUGGGACCAACCUCAGCCAGUUUAUCUGCAUUGGAAGAUUCACCGCAGUUUCUUUCCAAGUACUAGGCCACAUGAAGACAAUACUUGUCUUGAUAAUGGGGUUCUUUUUCUUUGGGAGGGAGGGUCUCAAUCUUCAUGUGGUUUUAGGGAUGGUAAUAGCUGUGAUUGGAAUGAUAUGGUAUGGCAAUGCCUCAUCAAAGCCUGGUGGAAAAGAACGCUGGAGUCACUCUCUCCCCACCAGCAAAACAUAAAGCUGAUAGUUUAACACCAUACAUAACAUGUUUGGAUCCGUUUAUUUUUUCUCAAUUGAUUCUGGCAGUUAGAAGCUACUCAGAAGUCACAAAAGCUUUUCCCCAUAAUUGAUUUUGGCUUUAGAACCAGUUGUAGAAGGAUCUCCAAACAUGCGCACUCAUCAUGAUAUGUUUGCAUAGUUGAGCACACGAAGAUAGGCGACUCUAGGAAAGUGUUUAAUUAUUUGAAAUUAAGGCUUAUUGAUUCUAAUUAUUUCAACCUCAUUUGUAAUUCCUUAAACUUGAUUUUCUUGGUUUGGAUUCCCUUGGAUAUUCCCUUAUAGGUCUUUUGUUCCCUACAAAGUUAUCAAGUUUUCCAUGAUCAGAACAUGUUUAUUAUCUCGA
This is a messenger RNA of Lotus japonicus, 1649 nucleotides long. RefSeq names its product UDP-rhamnose/UDP-galactose transporter 6. The transcript is spliced from 6 exons. Bases 306 to 1265 code for a protein of 319 amino acids. Gene Ontology annotation, cellular component: Golgi apparatus. The record is from RefSeq and is a predicted model, not a curated record. Lineage: Eukaryota; Viridiplantae; Streptophyta; Magnoliopsida; Fabales; Fabaceae. Gene Ontology annotation, molecular function: UDP-galactose transmembrane transporter activity; antiporter activity.